Molecule: messenger RNA, 744 nt
Organism: Sclerotinia sclerotiorum 1980 UF-70
Lineage: Eukaryota; Fungi; Ascomycota; Leotiomycetes; Helotiales; Sclerotiniaceae
Exons: 4
Coding region: 1-744 (247 amino acids)
Source: RefSeq, a predicted model, not a curated record
AUGGAUCCUUCCAACCCACCGCAGCUGCGCUCUGCAGAAAAAGUCAAACUCAACACACCCUCCCAAAUACCCUUUCCCGUAAUACCAAUCUCCACCCUAAAACUCAAGGAAGCAGCUCAGGUUCCUCUUCCCGAAUCACCUAUUCCAGUAGCCUCUAUGAAUAAGCUCCAGAUCGCACAUCACGCUUCUCUUCCCGAGACACCUCUAGGCUCAUCAGUUGUCAAGCAUCUCGUAUUAAAUGCAGCUGAUGUUCCUCUUCCAGAGAUAUCUCCACUCAAACUCGAAGAUGCGUCUAGAGUUCCACUUCCGGAGACACCGCAACCUUCUACCGUACCCAAUAACCACAAACAAACCAUUCAAACCCCUCUCCCAUCCACCCCUCCCAUCCCCAAAUCCACCAAAUUUACCGACCGAGUAAUGGAAGCCACCGAAAACACCCUCAAAUGCACACUUGACAAAUUCUCCGAAUCCAAAGCCGUGCAACUCAGAGAGAUCGUCGAAAAGGAAUUCUUAUAUCCGCUUAUGCGUAGUGGCAAAGUAAGCACAUUACAAGCAGUUGGCUUUAACAAAAUCGAUCAUAGUUUGAAGUGGAUGGCUUUUAAUGAAUAUGUUCAUAAAAAAGCUUCUAUGGAUGAACUUCGAGGUUUCGUUAUCGAGCUGGGUAAUAGUGAUGAGGUGCUUAGGAAGGAGAUGCAGGAGUAUUUGAGCGUGUGCGCUUUGAUUGCUAAAUAUACUGAAAAUUAG